Cicer arietinum (chickpea) is the source of this 736-nucleotide messenger RNA. NCBI's taxonomy places the organism in Eukaryota, Viridiplantae, Streptophyta, Magnoliopsida, Fabales, Fabaceae. The record is from RefSeq and is a predicted model, not a curated record.
CUUAAUGCAGCAUUUUCCAUGGGGAGGGAAGCUCACAAGUGAGUCUAUAAAGUUUUUUUCACCAAUUGUCAUUUGGACAAAGUUUACUUCAAGCCCGCAAAAGUAUGAUGUUUUGUAUUCGGCAUUCCGAGAUUAUUACAAGAUAUGGUUGGAAUUGAUAGACACGACAGUAAAAGAGACAGAUGAAUAUCAAAUUUUUGACAAUCUUGAAGCACAGCAUAGAUAUCUGACAUGGAGAGCCGAAAAGGAUCCGAGACAAGGUGUUUUGAAGAAAUUGAUAGGUGACACACUUGCCAAGGAUUUAUUAAGAAGUUUUCUCUUUAAUGGAGUCAACGAACUAGGAAGCAAAAAGUUCCAUGACUAUUUUCCACACUACAACGGCGAGGAAGGAAGUCUAAAUAAGAAAGGUGGUAUUAUUGGAAAGUCUUUUGAAAAUCGACCGUGGGAUGCAAGAGGAGAAUUCCUUGGUCGAUGAAUAUUGUAGCUUUGCUCUCAAACUGUUAUACAAGGCAUGUAGCUGGUAAUAUUUCUUCAUAAGUGGAGAAAUAUAUCACUUUUGUAAAAGAUUUUAUGAUCUAAUUAGUGGAGAAAUAUUUUUUUUAUGAUAUAAUUUCAUUUCAAUAUUGCCACAAGGAUAUCAUUCUCAUGUUAGUGCUAUAAUUAAAAUGCUAGGAAUGCAAGUAACAUGCAUUUAAUAGAAUUAGUAAAAUUAAAUUAUAUUUUAUUGUAUGUUUCA